AUGUCAUUCACCCUGUGCCGCACCCAACUGCGCCGCCUGGAGCAUGCGUAUCACCUAGCUCGUGGACUGAGCACCGUCCAACACGCCAGCAUAGCCCCUCGCCGCUGUUCUGCCAUCCCGCGCCGCUGUUCCUCCGCCCUCCAACCCUCACCAGCGCCGCUAGGGCCUGACGUGCUUCCAACAAGUCACCGCGGCGACAAUCCCCCCUUCCGCCCGCCCACCCGCAAGUCACCCUCCCUCCUCGCCCGCCGCACAUACACCACCGCCAUGGCCGAGCCCGUAAACAGCCGCGCCGCCCUCCCCGAGCGCUUGGCCGAGAAGAUGGAGCGCCCGGCGCUCGACGACCGCACCUAUCGCGUCAUCCGCCUGCCGAACAAGCUGGAGGUCCUGCUCAUCCAUGACCCGGACACCGACAAGGUCAGCGCUGCCAUGGACGUCAACGUGGGCAGCUUCAGCGACGCCGACGACAUGCCCGGCAUGGCGCACGCUGUGGAACAUCUCCUGUUCAUGGGCACCAAGAAGUACCCCAAGGAGAACGCGUACAACCAGUACCUGACCGCCCAUUCCGGCCACUCGAACGCCUUCACUGCCUCCACAUCGACCAACUACUACUUCGAAGUCGCCGCACAGUCCAAGACGCCGCCCACGAGCGAGAACUCGUCGGCUGCGAGCAGCCGCGUGGACCUGUCCACCAGGGCCGGUUCGCCGUUGUACGGCGCGUUGGAUAGAUUCGCUCAGUUUUUUGUCGAGCCGCUUUUCCUCGAGGGCACGUUGGACAGGGAGCUGAAGGCGGUGGAUUCGGAGAACAAGAAGAACCUGCAGAGCGAUACUUGGAGGCUGCACCAACUAAACAAGACUCUUUCAAACCCCAAACACCCCUUCUGCCAUUUCUCUACCGGCAGUUACAAGACGCUCCAUGACGAGCCUCUGGCGCGCGGCGUCAAGAUCCGGGAUGAGUUCAUUAACUUUUACGAGAGAAACUAUUCGGCGAAUCGCAUGAAGCUUGUAGUUCUGGGACGCGAGGGCCUGGAUGAUCUGGAGUCUUGGGUCUCGGAGCUGUUUUCAGAAGUCAAGAACAAGGAUCUGCCGCGCAACAGAUGGGAUGGCGUUCAGCCCUUCACUGAAAACGAGCUUCUCACCCAAGUGUUUGCUAAGCCUGUAAUUGACAUGCGCAACAUCGACCUCUAUUUCCCCUACCGCGAUGAGGAGGAGCUCUAUGAGUCGCAGCCCGGUCGUUACCUCAGCCAUAUGAUUGGUCACGAAGGACCCGGUAGUAUCCUGGCUUACAUCAAGGCGAAGGGCUGGGCGAGCGGACUGGGGGCUGGGCCGGUCCCUCUUUGCCCCGGCUCGGCCUUCUUCAGCAUCUCCGUCCGCUUGACUGAAGAUGGCCUCAAGAAUUACAGAGAGGUCGUCAAAACUAUAUUCCAGUACAUUGCGAUGCUUAACGAGCACGAGCCUAAGGAAUGGAUUUUCGACGAGAUGAAGCGCAUGAGCGAAGUUGAUUUCCGCUUUAGACAGAAGAGCCCGGCUAGCAGCACAGCCAGCUCUCUCAGCGGCAUCAUGCAGAAGCCCUACCAGCGCGAUCACCUACUCAGCGGGCCUGCACUGAUUCGUAAAUUCAACCCGGAGGCCGUCAAGGCAGGUCUCGCCUGCCUGCGGCCCGACAACUUCCGCCUGACCAUCGUCAGCCAAGAAGUCCCCGGCGAAUGGGACCAGAGGGAAAAAUGGUACGGCACCGAGUACAAGUCAGAGAAGAUUCCGCAGGACUUCCUUGCAGCCAUCAACGAAGCGGCAAAAGGCACUGCAAGCACACGCCCGGCGGAGCUUCACCUUCCCCACAAGAACGAAUUCAUCCCGACGAGACUUGAGGUCGAGAGAAAGGAUGUGGAUGAACCCAUGCUUGCGCCCAAGCUGAUCCGCAACGACUCCAAGGUUCGUCUCUGGUACAAGAAGGACGAUCGCUUCUGGGUGCCAAAGGCAAACGUUCACGUCACGCUUCGUACCCCACUUGUCAGAUCGACCCCCCAGGCUGCUGUUAUGGCGUAUCUCUACAAGGACUUGGUCGAAGAUUCGCUGGUUGAGUAUUCUUACGAUGCCGAGCUUGCUGGCAUCGCGUAUCGCGUGUCCCAAAGCUCUCUCGGACUCGACAUUUCCGUCAGCGGAUACAACGACAAGAUGCACAUCCUGCUGGAGAAGGUUCUCACAACCAUGCGAGACCUGGAAGUUCGCGAUGACCGGUUCAAUAUCGUGAAGGAGAGACUGCUCCGAGGAUUCCGCAACGCCGAGUAUCAGCAACCCUACUACCAGGUUGGCACCUACACUCGUUGGUUGGCGGCCGAGAAGGGCUACAUCAACGAAGACUAUCUCGCAGAGCUUCCGCACGUCACCGCCGAAGACAUCCGCCAUUUCUACCCUCAGGUUCUCAAGCAGACCCACAUCGAGGUUCUCGCACACGGCAACCUGUACAAGGAGGAUGCGCUCAAGAUGACAGACAUGGUGGAAAGCACCCUCAAGGCGCGCCCACUCUCGCCUUCUCAGUGGCCCAUCCGCCGCAACGUCAUCUUCCCCGAAGGCUCCAACUUCAUCUACGAGCGUACGUUGAAGGAUCUCGCCAACGUCAACCACUGCAUCGAAUACGCUUGCUCCGUCGGCAAUAACCAGAACCGUGACCUGCGUGCAAAGCUACUUCUCUGGGCUCAGAUCACCGACGAGCCUGCUUUCAACCAACUGCGCACCAAGGAACAGCUGGGCUACGUUGUCUUCAGUGGUACGACUCAGAGCGACACGUGGAUGGGCUACCGCAUUCUCAUCCAGAGCGAGAGAUCGCCAGACUACCUCGAAGGGCGUAUUGACAACUUCCUGCUGUAUGCCGGGAAGAUGCUGCAAGAGAUGCCAGAGGACGAGUUCGAAUCGCACAAGGAGGCCGUGAAGAACCGUCGGAACGAAAAGUUGAAGAACCUCACCCAGGAGACGAACAGGCUGUGGACGCACGUGUGCAGCGAGUGCUUCGACUUCGAGCUCGUCGACCAGGACAUCGCUCACGUCUCGCCACUCAAGAAGUCCGAUCUCAUUUCCUUCUUCGACCACUACAUUUCCCCGCACUCGGCGACGCGGGCCAAGGUGUCGGUCCACCUGCUCGCCCAAGCCUCGCCCGCCGCCAUCGCCAGCGCCGCGCAAGACACAACCAGCGCCGAGCAGCAGAUGUCGUCGCUCACCACGCUCGUCGUCCAGUUCCUCAACUCGGAAGGCGUGAGCCCGGACGCAACCGGCCUCGCCAACCGCCUCGAGGGCGUCAACGUCUCCGGCGGCGAUGCGCAGGGCAUCGUCAAGGCCAUCUCCGGGCACUUGCUCGAGGACCUGAAGGUGGAGCCGAAGAAGGCGGAGGAGGUGCUGAAGAAGGGCCAGGAGAUGAUGCUGAGCACGGUGUUGCCGGGCUUGGGCGUCAGCGUCACGGCGGCAGCCAGCAGCGGUGGGGAGGAGGAGAAGAAGGGCAAGGGCACAGCGCCGGUCAAGAUCACGGACGUCCGCGAUUUCAAGGCCAGCUUGCAAGUCUCUCGUGGACCGAGGGCGGUGAAGGAGUUGAGCGAGUUCGAGGAUUUGGAGUCGAAGCUCUGA
Molecule: messenger RNA, 3615 nt
Organism: Diplodia corticola
Lineage: Eukaryota; Fungi; Ascomycota; Dothideomycetes; Botryosphaeriales; Botryosphaeriaceae
Product: a-pheromone processing metallopeptidase ste23
Exons: 3
Coding region: 1-3615 (1204 amino acids)
Biological process (GO): peptide catabolic process
Cellular component (GO): cytosol; mitochondrion
Molecular function (GO): metalloendopeptidase activity; metal ion binding
Source: RefSeq, a predicted model, not a curated record